ACCAAACUUUAUUCUAGCAUGUGAAAGACUGCAUCUUCGUAAAAUGUCUUCAUGGUGGUAGAUGAACAACUACCACGUGAAUUAAAUUAUACAUUAAUUUCCUUUUGUUUCAAACCUGUUUUCUCUCUAUAUAUACGAGUCUCAAACUUGAUAAGCAUAACAUAUUCAACACAUAUAUUUUGAGCUUUAUUUUGAUUUUUUUACUUGUGUUUGAUAAACAAUGGCUACCAAUGGAAAGCUUGAAUUAGAAAUUGAAGUAAAGUCCAGUGCUGAUAAGUUCUGGAGUAUCAUCAAGGAGUCUGCAGCUAUAUUCCCUAAGGCUUUUCCAGAUGAUUACAAAAGCAUCGAGAUUCUUGAAGGUGAUGGCAAGAGUGUUGGUUCUGUCCGUCUAAUAACUUUUGGUGAAGGGUCACCACUUGUGAAGAUAAUCAAAGAGAAGAUUGAUGUUGUUGAUGAUUCAGAGAAGACACUAACCUAUAGUGUUAUUGAUGGGGACAUUCUUAAUUACUUCAAGAGAUUUAAGGGACACAUCAGUGUAACACCUAAGAGUGAUGGAAGCUUGGUGAAAUGGUCUAUUGAGUAUGAAAAAAAUAGUGAAGAGGUUCCUGAACCAGAGAUAAUUAAGGAAUUUGCUCUUAAGACCUUUCUUAAGGUUGAUGAUUAUAUUCUAAAUGCAUAAAAAGUUGUAUGCAGAUGAAGAAGGGAAUUAGUAUUGUAGGGUUUGAAUUAUGAAAUAAUAAGAUUAUGUGUAUUUUAUCAUUUCCCAUUUAGUAUAAAGGGAAUGGUAUAAGUUUAUAGGACAUAGUCCUAUGUUUGGUUGGUUGUUGCCUUAAUAAAUUAUGUACUACUUGAAAAUGAAACUUUGUUGGACUUGAGUGUGUUAA
This is a messenger RNA of Lathyrus oleraceus (garden pea), 884 nucleotides long. Its product is annotated as MLP-like protein 423. Gene Ontology annotation, biological process: defense response; abscisic acid-activated signaling pathway. The record is from RefSeq and is a predicted model, not a curated record. Bases 221 to 679 code for a protein of 152 amino acids. The transcript is spliced from 2 exons. NCBI's taxonomy places the organism in Eukaryota, Viridiplantae, Streptophyta, Magnoliopsida, Fabales, Fabaceae. Gene Ontology annotation, molecular function: signaling receptor activity; protein phosphatase inhibitor activity; abscisic acid binding.